GAUGGGGCUGUGGUCCACGACUAUGAUUCAUCUAGUGACUCGCAACUUUCUGAAAUCCAAGAACAGUUGGAUUUCAUAAGAAGCAAUCGUAUUAUCCGAGAGCAAGCCUUAUUUGGAGCGUUGACCGAAGAAGAAAGACGGAGAAGGAGGCGCAUACUACGGGGCCGCAGGCAUCGAUAUUCCAAGAUGAAGAAACUUUCUAUGCGGGAAGUGGAAUUAUUAUUCCCAGUUAAGACAUAUUAUGAUUGGUUGCACGGAGGUAAGGAGCGGGACUCGGAACAACGUGAGGAUAUGUUGCGAGAGGCAGAAGUUGAGACUAAUGUCCCAAGACCAAGUGAUGUGAACACUACUGUUCAUGUCAACGACGAAGCUGAACUUGUACAUACAUUGACGAAUACCACAACCAUUGACCAAGGUACUACCCCAGUGAAGAGGGACAUGAAAGAAAUUGAUAUUACUGAUGACCAGUCACAAGAAAGUAGUGAGAAUGAAAAGGAAUUGCAUUCGCUACAUUUCACUUCUGGUUCCUGUGCUAUUUGUUUAGAACAAAUUGAGGAUGAGGAGUCUGUUCGUGGAUUGAUAUGUGGACAUGUCUUCCAUUCUGACUGUUUAGAUCCUUGGCUUACAAAAAGACGUGCUUGUUGCCCCAUGUGCAAGCGAGAUUACUUGUUCAAACGGGACUACCACAAUAACGAAGACUCUAAUGACAACAACAACAACAACAAUAAUAAUAGUACUAAUGCAGAAGAAGACGACGACGACGACGAAGAAGACCAAUUCUAUAAUCUUAAUGCUGAAGAAUUGCGCGAUGAUCCAACCUUACAAGCCAUGUUGCAAGAACUAAUCCCCACGUCAGCCAGAGUUCGAAUUCUCAUGAAUGAUUCGCGAUAUGCACAUUUGAAUCUUGAAGAAAAUGCAACUAGGAUAGCGAAUAUGAAAUAUGGGAAGUUUUUCAAGGUGGUCUGGUGGAAAUUGAUGGGGAUUUCGAAGCGAGAUUUUUUUAAUUGGGCAGUUUUAACUUUAAUUCAUCAAUAUAGACAAGAGCAUCCAGAAGAUAUCAAUGAGCGAACAGAAAUCCAACCAGGGGAACAGCAGUCAGCUGAACAAUCUGAAACUGAAGAGAUACAGGCCGCUCAAAACAACGAGUCGCAGGGACAUGAGACUGUUGCAACCACUGAACAAUCUACUGAUGCGGAAGUGGAUAUAACUGAGGCAAGAAGUAUAGUUGAAAAUAGGGUGUGAGUUACAUCCUAGGAUGUUUUUAGAAUAGGAUAUUUCCAACAAACGGGGCUAAUUUUACUUUUCAUUCACUAGGAUACAUUUAUAAUUCAUUUUACAUUUGCAACUUUGGUUUACUAUUAUAUCGUUUUAAUUUACACAUGUACACAUUU
This is a messenger RNA of Spathaspora passalidarum NRRL Y-27907, 1391 nucleotides long. RefSeq lists its product as uncharacterized. Gene Ontology annotation, molecular function: ubiquitin protein ligase activity. The transcript has a single exon. The record is from RefSeq and is a predicted model, not a curated record. Gene Ontology annotation, biological process: ubiquitin-dependent protein catabolic process. The annotation marks the transcript as partial. Gene Ontology annotation, cellular component: cytoplasm. Lineage: Eukaryota; Fungi; Ascomycota; Pichiomycetes; Serinales; Debaryomycetaceae.